GCAGUAAACUUCCGGUUUCUAAAUAAUUGGUUUCAGUUUCCUGUAUCAGUGUUUUCCAUCUACUUAGACUAAGACUAUUUAUUUCUAUUUCAAUGGUAAAAUAACAGGAGGAAAAUACUUAUUAGCCCCUAACUUAGACUAAAUGAUAUAAUACUGAAAAAUGGACUGUAUUAUUUACAGUAAAGAUAUCAGAGCAAGCAGGAUUUUGAUAUUAAUUUGGCUACUGGCUUGGGAUCAAUUGAAUUGAUUAAUCAUUAAGAUAAUUAAGAAUUUUCAAUUGAGAAGAAGAAAUUGAUUUAUUGUAAUAAUGACAUAUUUUAGCCCUAAAUAAAGUAAAUAUUAGCCUACUUACAUCAUUGAAAAUUUUAUAUGAAAUAAUAAAAAUGACAACACUUACCAUGGUCAACACUAGUCAUAAUUAUUGUGAUUAAUCUUUGAUUUUGAGAUUUUGCUUUGACUUUGUGACUUUGAAUACUUUGAUUUUGAUGAUUGACUUGUAAAAUUGUAUUAAUAAUAAUGUGUCACUACUAUUACUAAAAUUACUGAUAAAAAAGUAUCUGUAAAAGUGCAGUUCAGGUGCGUAUAUUAUUUCUCAACGCAUUUUGUAUUUUAAAUUUUGUUUUAUCAUGUAAACCUACGUGUAUUCUUUAACUCUUUCCAUGCCAAUCGACAGUAUACUAUCGAUUUGACUGGUCGCGUUCGUGCCAACGCACAGUAUACUGUCGAUAUCAUUUAUGUAGUUUAUUUCGUUUCUGGUGGCUCUUAAUCCGACUUUUUUUGUUCUUAAACGAAGGAUAACUCUUACUACUUCUUUUUUUUAAGAAGUAGGGCAUGUUAGCAUGUGUUUUUUCUAAUAAUAGUUCAAUUUGUGUUGAAAAUUUUUUAAACAAAGCCAUGGCCACGCCCACUCCAAGCAUGUCAGCUGUUGCUAGACCAUGUAGAUAGUCAAUUUUGCAAACAAAAGAACUUUUAUUGCUAAUUAUUGAUGCUGAAACAACAGAAAAUAACUAUGAAUCAUUUGAAUCUGAUUCCAAUGAUGAUUUUCAGCAUUCUGAUGGGUCGGUAAAUGCCAAAUGGAAAUAGUAAUAGAAUGGUGAAAGUACUGAUAGUAAUAGUGGUGACUGUCGCAAUUUCAUAAAAAUUUCAAAACAUUUUUUAAAAUAUAAAAAUACCACGAAUGUAUAGAGCCAUAGAAUGGAUUAAAAAAAUACCCAGAUCAACUUUCUAGCUCAAGUAGUUAAAAAGUUAUGAAUUUUUUUCAAAACCACUUUGUUGCUAUGGCAACAGUGAGGAUUCAUAUAAGAAUACUCCUAAUGUUACAAAAAUGGGUAUAACUCUGUAACAAAAUGGAAUAUUUUCAAAAUGUAAAAUGCAUUAUGAUAAAAAAUGGAUAUACUUGUUGGGGAUUGAAGCAGAAUAGGAUAGCAGCUACACAGACCGUAUGGUAGUCUAAUAAGUUCAGAUUUGGUGUGCAAUUUUAAAAAUAUAAUUUUACAAUUUUACCUUACCUAAAAAAAUUUAACUUAUUGCUGUUAUAUUGUUUAAAUUUUACGUAUUAUUAUUUUCUGUCUAAUUUCCUUUAAUUUGAUAUGAAAUACAGCUAUCUUGCUAAAAGAAAUGUAUUCAAAAUUAAUGAAUAGAUAGGAGCACCCUAAAAAAUUUCCAUUGGCCGAAUACUGGUCUGGCACGAACAUGGAAAACUCCCUGGCAUGGAAAGAGUUGAUAAUUAAAUACAGGCAGUUAUAGUUAACUAAUUCUGAAUUAUAAGUCGCAUCUUUUCUUUUUUUACUUCUAAAGAGUCUUUAACCAUCCCCCAACCAAAGUGACAUAGCCCCAUUUGUUUGUAUUUUUCUUUUCACCCUAUGCCAGAUUUUUAGCCACCUAUAAGUUAGUAUGCUAAACAAAAUUUUCAAACUGUAAGCAUGUUCACAAAAAAGAAUGAAAUACUAGAUUUUUCAUUACGCACGAGCCCCUCCCCCACCACCCCCCCCCCUCUUUUUUUUCCUCUCAGCGCGCUCGGAAUAUAGGGGUUGUCCUUUGAAGUCGGGUCUGGGGGGGGGGAGAUUAGAAGUGGAUCACUGACUAAGGCAGUGGACACACACGUCAUCAUUGUCCUAGGCCUGGAGGGAAGCUGAAAAAAGAAGGGGGGGGGUGCAGGAAUACGUGCCAAUGUGUGAUCACGUGUCCACUUUAAAAAAAAUAUAUUUGUGACGUUGCACAAAUGGGGGAAAUCGGAAUGAUAGCGUGGGGUCAUUUUGAUAGUCAUCUCAUCCUGAAGGCUGCAAAUACGCUUUCCGUGAUUGGUCAGCUCUAAUUUGAGUACCCCUCCUCUUUUUUCGUAUGCAAAUGCGCUUAUUAAUGGUGACUGAUUUGCGCUGAGUAAAGUGAUGGUGAGGGCUAGUGAUUAGUAAUAAGACGGACUCGUUUUGCGGUAUUGCUGGUAAUGGGAUCAUUUUGUUAAAAAUGGCAGGACUACCAAGAAUGUUUAUCCAAUGGAAAUUUUUAGCAUUUGGUUUAUACGCGCACUUUGUGAGACAACAAAUAACGUUAAUACAACUAUGGAAUUUCUCGUAAGGCGCUCGUAACCAUUGCUAUGUGGCUUGUAAACUGGCUACAUAUGUCAAGUAUGUGAGUUCCUUAUAAUUAUCGGGAUCUGGAUCUCACCGGAAACAGGAACUCACCGUAACCGGUAUCCCACCGGGAUCGGGAACCUACUGGAUCGGGAUCCCACAGGCAUCAGGAUCUCACUGGGAUCAAGAUCCUAUCGGGAUCGGAAUCUCACCGGGAUCGGGAUCUCACCGGAAAUGGGAUACCACCGGAAACGGGAUACCACCGGGAUCGGUAUCUUACCGGGAUCGGAAUCCCACCAUGACCAGGAUUCUACCGGAAUCUGGAUCCCAUCGGGAUCCCAUCAUGAUCCUUCUGGGUGCCAUCAGAAAACGGGAAAAACUAAAUGUUUACAUAAGUUAUUUGUUAUUUAAUUUUAAGUGGUUUUAUAGGAGACAAAUUAAUUAAUUUUUUUUUUAUACUUAUAGUGGUGUUGUUUUGUUGUUGAUAUUUCGCUUAACAGCAAUGUGAAUUAAAAGGACGUAGCAGAUGUUCGUUUUUUCUGAAUGCAAUCCCGAGCAAAUCAGGUUUUAUUUGAAAGUAAAGUAUAAAAUAAAUACAUUUAUUUUAACCAAGAUUCAUCCAAAUAGGCAACUUUUAUAACGUAUCUUUAAAGACAGAAGAGUUAUCCAUGAUUUACCACAAUGGCUCCGUAAAAGACGAAAGAUUGAAGAAAAUGUACUUUUUUUAUCUCGUAAAAUUUGUUAAAUUGUUGUUGUAUUCCUAUAAAAAGAUGAUAUUUUACUUUUAAAAUACUUUUUAUAAACAAUACACGUAAGUUUCCAUGAUAAAAUACGAAGUGCGCUAAGAAAUAAUAUACACACCUGAACUGCACUUUUACCAAAGUAUCACAGUAAUGAAUGACUGAAAAUAAAAGUUAGUUCUAAGAAUAGGUUCAAGUAGACCUAGAUAUUAUUUCAUGGCCCUUAUAAAGACAAAAGAAGAGUUAGGCUUAGGACUAGUCACUACCUAGGCCUAGACCUAUACUUAUAACUUAUGCACUAAGCACACCAUCAUUUAGUGGGUGAGCAAGCAGAGUUACUUAGUUCUAUAACCUUUUAUGUUAAUAAUAGUAACACAUCUACUAAUUUUUCAAUAAAUAAAAGUAACUACAUAGGUCUAGGCACUUCAUAGACUUUAUUAAUUUUCUAACUAACCGAAGUAAUAUUGAACUAAUACUUAUCAAUUUAUGCUUCAGAUUUUGUCUGACUGGAGACCUAGAGAACUAUGUCAAACAGUCAAAUGUCUAAUGGUCCAGACUCAAGGUUCAGAAAUAGAAUGCAGGUAAUUAAAUAGCAGCUUGAAUUUCUUAAUUCAUUUAUUGCUAGGCUACAUGCUUAAAUAAAAGAUAUACUAAGUCAGGGGUCAAGAUGUCAAGAACUGGGGUAAAUUACACCAAAUGGGGUAAAUAUGAAAAUUUGGGGGUAAAGAGGGCUCCAUUGACAUAAAUAUAUUUAAAGAGCAUUCCUUUUCACAAGCAUUCCUUUUCAUGUAAUAAUUUUUUUUCGGCAACAUUGCAUCUGACCAGUGUGAUAUAGAAUGCAUCCAACGAGUGGCUCGACAGCUAAAAUAAGCUCAUGUCUUGUCUUGAAGAUGUCCUUUUAGCUUAGUCCCCAAAUUUAUCUUAAGCUCAGUGGUGUCACUGUCACCCAGUGCGAUUAACUCAUGGUGAAAUUCUUAGAGACACUACUGCUUGUACUCAAAACGUCAAUAUUUGCAAAAGCUUUCAAAUUUGCUUAUAAGGGAGGUAGUAAAAGAGUUGCUGCCUUUGACAACCUACCUUUGCAAACAAGGAUAUUUUUCACUCUAAUGAACAUACAAAAAAUAAUAGUAAUCAGUUAAUUAAACCCUAAGAAAGUAUCAGAUUUUCUCUGAUUAAUAAAAAGCCCCAAAUUUCACACUGAUGUUUGCGAUGCUCCCUUGCUCGGAAGUGCAGCAAUGAUGCUAGACAUGUAUAGAAACACUACCCAUGUUCAUUAAUCUAAUUAUAGUUUAACUAAAACUUGACAGGAUUUGUAAAAAAGAUUUACUAAUGUACAGUAUUUCAAUUAUACUUACUGAAUUAAGUGUAAUUUUUUUUAUUUAUUUCAGUUUCAUUCAGAAUCUGUUAACUUUCAUUCAUAAAGCCAAAAACAGCUUAAAAAAGCCCCACAUAAUUUAAGUUAAUAAGCUGGUCAUGUUUUCUUAUCGACACAGGAUCCCACACUAAGCUGGACUGAUGAUCUACCUGUUUGUCAUUUUUCUGGUGUUGGGCUUUCAACAAAUCAGAUUUAUCGUGAGGAUGGUAACAGGCGUGAGGCGCAUGAAAAUGAGGACAGAAAUUUUCAUUUUAGGUAUUUUGGUUUUUCUUAAUGGGAUUAAAAAAAGUUUCAUUUGGCUGUACCAUCAACAGCAUCACAUCCUAUUUGUAGUAAUGCAAUGUUGUUGUCAUAAGUGGAGAGAUGUUGAUAAUUAUGAAGGAUGUUGUGAAAUGUUUUUUGAUAGAUGUGUUCCUGAGAUUGUGUUGGGUGAAAGAAACGCAUUUCGGGCCAUGGGAAAUGCCUGGAUCCAGAGAUCAGGGUGGUCAAAGAGAAGGGUUUGAGAUGUGAAAAGGUUUAAUGAGAUGGGCCAUUUGUGUUCCAUCUGGAAUCCACUGAGACACAACUUGCACAUCAUUAGUCUAAAGAUGGACGCACUAUAGUGCGGUCUUGUGAGGGGACAUACAAAGCUGCUACUGAAGGCCCAUUCAGAUGUGCCUGCUCUAUAAAAGGGAUAUGGCCCUGGAUGUCAAUUUUCCCAGACUGCUCUCAAAGGUUCUUAUGUUGCCAACUUGACGCCCCCACGAGAGUAAAUACUGCUGAUGGCGGCAUCUCUGCUAGUAUGUCCUAAUAAUAUGUUUUUUGGUUCUGCUGUCUCUGUCUUCAGCCUGGUGUAUAUUUCCAUUUAGAAGAACAAUUUAUGUAGAAAAUAGGUACAUUUAUAUCACAAAUUCUUUCUUUUUUUCUAUAAAUUAUGCAUUUUAUAAUAAAUAAACUGUCAUAGUUUUUUAUAUGAUGAUAAUCUAGUUGUAUCAACACUUUUGUAAACAAACUAGGAUAAAAAAAAAAAGAGUGACCCAAUUUAGCAUAGGGAUUGCUUGAAAUCUAGUGCAAUGAAUUAUUAUCAUUAUUCCAAUCCCAGUCACCUGGGCAUGUGCACUUUGGCCUGAGGCUAUAAUAAAGAAUCUGGGGAUUCUUUCCAAUUUUUUUUUUUGCAUAUAGGAUAUUAGUACUAUUAUAUCUAACCUGUAUCCUUCUGGCCAAUUCCUACUCUCUUGAACCUAACCGUGGACCAAAUGUUGCUAUGAGUGUUGCCUGCCCUCCCUCACAUACCCGCUCAUGUUCCCAGUCAUCACGGAUCUGUGAUACUUGUGACCUUACUGUCGAGUGGGAAGACAAAGGCAUUGCAUUUGAACAAUGCGGGCAAUGGUUCCAUGGUAAAUGCCAAAGCAUCGACACAGUCUAUUACAAACAGCAUGGUGAAAAUUCUGGCAUGCUGUGGUACUGUACUGUCUGCAGAACCUCGAAUAGCCAGACUGUGUUUGACCUCCAUAGUGCAAGAACAGAAUCUACCUACCCAGAUUUCUCCCUAAAUCUUUCAUGCUCCACACCAAUGGACCUUCAAAGUUUUCAGCCACCACACUGCUCUACUCCUAUGCGCUGCAGUCAGCAAGAAAAAUGGAAACACAGACCAUUGCGCGUAUUGAAUGUGAACUUGCAGACUACAAGCGGGAAGAGAGUCAAGAUAGCCAACUUGAUCAACACCUUAAAACCUGACAUCAUACUGGGCACAGACAUGGCUGAAUCCCCCCAUAGCCAACGCAGAGGUUGUACCGGAUAAUUACAAAUUAAUUUGGUGAGAUGGACAAGACAGAGAAGGAGGAGUACUUGUUGCCAUCAAUGACAGCCUGGAUGUCACACUGUUCCAGAAUUAGAUGUUGAUGACCAUGAGCUCCUGUGGGUGAAGGUGAAGCUGAAGGGUAAAUACAUACUUUAUGUUUGUGCUUAUUACAGACCCAACACAGCAGCUGAACCAAGUUUGAAGAGGCUUGAGCUGUCACGUCAGAGAGCAGCACAGUAGAAAACGCUUUUCUCCUUAUAGGGGGAUGUCAACUUUCCUGGUAAGAACUGCCAGAUUCCUGCUCUGAAGCCAAAGAGCCGGGAUAUCAGACAACUGCAAUACCAUAUUGUGAAUUUCAGGUCAUCGCACUAAAAAAGAAGCAGGCUGUGCGAGACAUUCCCAUUUAUGCCCAGGCAGACGAAUAGCCUGAGAAGUGCAAUGAGUAAGUGCUCUAAUAUGCAGGAAAUUCAGGGUAAUGCAACAACAGAAGAGCUGUGGAUGAAAUUCAAGACAACAAUGCAGUGAAAAAAUACUAAAUCAACAGUUCCAUCGGUCUUUGGUGAUGGUAGAGAGUACUCAGAGGCUGAGUUCCUUCUGAAGACCAACCAUUAAUCCCUACAAGGCAUGUGGUCCUGACAGCAUCAAACCACGAGUGCUCAAAGAAUUGGCCAAUAAAAUCGCUUCCUCGCUGACAAUCCUCUUCCUAUCAUCACUAUGCACAGGCAAUGUUCCAACUGACUGGAUAACAGCGUAUGUCACUCCAAUCUACACAAAAAAAGGGGGAGCAUUAUGACUCUGCCAACUACCAUCCGGUAUGCUCAUCAGCCUAGUUUGCAAACUGCUGGAGCACAUAAUCUUAAGUGGGGUCAGGAAGCAUCUUGAAAGCCACAAUAUUCUCAAUGACUGUCAGCAUGGCUGCCGAGUCAAUAGAUCAUGUGAGACCCAACUCCUUGAAUUUGCAGAAGAAUUGACGACCAAUCUGGAGAAUAGAAAGCAAACUGAUGUGCUAGUGAUGGACUUCUCAAAGGCAUUUGACCAUGUCAAUCAUAGUUUGCUAUUAAACAUAAUGCAGAGAUAUGGGAUCCAAGGCACUACCAAAACAUGGAUCUUUAGCUUCCCCAGCGACCGAUGCCAGGCAGUAGUGGUAGAUGGCACAACCUCCUCCUUUGUCAGUGGUAAGUCAGGGGUCCCCCAAGGCUCGGUGCUAGGCACCUGUUUGUUCCUAGCAUAUAUAUAUUAGUGACCUGCCAGAGAAGCUGACCUCCCAAGCCAGACUGUUCGCAGACGACACAGCGGUCUUUAGGACGAUCGCCAACAGUUCUGACCAGGACCAGCUACAACAGGACCUCCAUCGGUUAGCCGAGCUGGGACAUGGAAUUUCAUCCCCAUCAAGUGCCAGGUGCUGUUAGUCUCCAAAAGCAGAUCCACUCUACACCACCCUUACGAAUUGCAUGGCCAUAUUCUUUAGCUAGUUUUCUCCGUUAGGUACCUCAGUGUUACCAUUCAAAAAGAGGUCUGCUAGGACGAGUACAUUAACAAUGUCUGCAACCGGGCAAAUAAGACCCUAGGGUUCCUAAGGCGAAAUCUGAAGAUCGGCAACUCAAGCGUGAAAGAAAAAAACCUAUAAAGGUCUGCUUUUAGAGUAUGCAUCUUCAAUCUGGGAACCAUUCACCCAGAAGAGCAUCAACAAGUUGGAGGCGGUCCAGACAUGGCAACACGCUUUGUCCUGAACCGCUACAGAAACACCUCAAGUGUUGACAGAAUGCUGGAAACCCGGGGCUGAUCACCAUUAGAGGAACGAUGACGACUAUCCAGGCUCUCCAUGAUUUACAAGACAAAAAAUGGACUGAUCUACUGCUCCAGCAUUAAACAUAAACUCAUCCCUCUUCCCCCCCCCCCCCCCCCCCCCCCCCUCGGACAGCGAUGAGGUCAUGACAGGCAGUUCCGACUCGUAAAAACAAGAACUCGGUACAGGAGGGAGCUCCUCAUUCAUGCUAAAGACAAAAAGGGACUGGAACAAGCUUCCAAUAGCAAUAGUUGAGGCGACUACACUUGACACAUAUGUGUAUAUUGUUUCUUGUCUUCCAAUCCUCAGUUCAUAAUACAAUUGCUGAGAAGCCCUUGCAACCAGUGAGGUAUCCCCUUAAAAACCAUACACAGUUACAUUGCAAACCCCCCUGAAACAUAGGAGCCAGAAUAAUCAAUAGGUUGAUCUUGGGCCCCUCAAAAUCUAGAAGAAAUUGAAAUGUAAGGUUCAAGUUCAAGUCUUGGCAUUCUGGGCUGUGAAAAAGAUAUGUUACUGUCUCUUUCAGAUUUUUUUCAAAGGUGAUUUUUUGGUGUUCUAAUGAAUUAUUAUAAUAUUCUGUACAUUUUGCAUUGAAAAUUGAAUCUGAGAAUAAAAUAUCUUCAGACAUGACAAUUGCUUUUUGUAUGGUGUUUUCGAUGGACACAAUGGCACUCGGGUAGCUGAUUUUGCUGCUCAGAGGAUGCCAGCUGAACUGCUGCUUGGUCAGCUGCAGCCGAAUUUUACAGAUGAAGAAGUCAAAGAAGCCCUUAGGCAGGUAAGAAGUUAAGAUCAUUCUUUGUUAGUCUAUUUUUCUUAAGAAAACAACAUUUGAGAUUGAAAUAUAUUGCAAAAUAUGUAAUUUCCCUGCAGACAUUUUAAAAUAGAUUAAAACAUUUUACAUUCUAAAUUUAUUUAAAAUUCUUCCUAAGAGCAGGCUUUUAUCGGAGUAGAAAAAGGUUACUUUGAAUCAAUGGAUGCAUUGCUAGCAGAGAGAACCACUUGUCAAGAUCGUUUGCCAGAAGUAAGUGCCAUGUUUUUACUGUUAUUUUAUAGCUUAACAGUUAAUUUCAGUUAUUUUCUGAACUAUUCGAAUUCCAUUAGUUUUAUUUGGCAGAGCAGCACACUCAUUGACCAUUGAUAUGUUACAAAAAAUAAUUAUAUAAAGGUAAAGAGUUAAUAAGUAGAAUAAUAAUAAAUAAGUUGAAUAAUGAUAAAAUGUAACAUAAAAAUUCAAUCGAGUUGAGGUGUAAUAUUGAUAGCAGACAUGGUCUAAAUAAAUUUAUGAUACGUAUUUACUUUUUCAUGAAAUUAAGAAGACAUCUUAUAAAAUUUUAGUCCUACUAGUCCUAGAGAGCUUCUCAAAAUAUGAAAUGGGUAUUUUAAACUGGGUGUAUUGCUUCUUACCGUAUAACAUUUUUGAAAUUUCUUAAAAUCUCAUUUUGAGAAAUGUUUAAUUUUUGUAAACUAUUUUUACAAUAUAUCAGGGAAUAAGCCAGUAUGAAGCUUUUCAGAAGUACCCCGACAUCAUCAACAAACUUGAGGAGCUGGAUAGAGAAAUUUCAGGAGGCACCACUGCUACUGUUGUUUUAAUAUACAAUAGCAAACUUUAUGUGGCAAAUGUUGGUGAGUUUAAAAGUUUUCCUCUUUAUUCCUAUCUCAAUCAUUUUUAAAAACAAUUUUAUAAAGGAUAUGAUUCUUAUAUUUUUAAUGAAGUAAUUUUUACAUAUCCUAGGAGAUACAAGGGCAUUUCUGUGUAAAACUGACCCUGAAGGGGUUUUACGAGUGAUUCAGUUGUCUUACGACCACACAAUUGCUGAUCUUGGGGAACAGACAAGGUUACAGCAAGUUGGGCUGGACAUAACAAAACUCAAACUAUGGCGGCGUGUGGGAAAUUCAGACUGUACUCGCUGUAUAGGAGACUAUCAUGUCAAGGGAGGUUAUAAAGAUAUUGAUGUACUUAGGUUGGUAUGACUGGCUUGUGAUUAUAAGUAACUUCUUACUUUUAUAUAUUACCACAUUUCGCUCGCCAGGUAUAAUGCGGACCCCAAAAUUUUUGUUUUAAAAAAAGCCCUGGAAUGCCAUGUUCAUAUAUAAUGCAAUCUAUUAAUCUUUUUCAUAAUAAAAACAAUACCAAUUAGCUAAAUAAAUGUUUAAAAUAAAAAUGUUAAAAUCCUUAAAAUUUUUAUAAUACAUGUAUUUAAAAUUAACUGUCAUAGUAAUACAACUAUGCUUAUAUCCCUUCAAAGGGGCACUACUUGUCUAAUGCGCAGAUACAAUGCGCGCUCUUUCGCCAAGUGCGAGUGGGCCAAGAAGAUUUGGUUGCAUUAGUAGGAAUCAGUAGAUAUUUUACCCUAAAUUUCUUGCACUAUACAUGGUAAUAUACGGUCAUAUAAAUUAAUUAGUUACUUAAAUAUACAACUGAUUUGUUAUAAAUUAUAUGGAGAUCCUAAGAGAGUAAUAAAAAUAAAGUUUAGAUCUGUGCAUUUAAUUUUAUUUUGUGGUGCAAAUUGUUAAUAAAACACAUCUUGGUUAACAUACUUAUUUUGGCCUUUUAUUCAAUAAAAUUUGUACUUAUUUUUAGACCAGCAAAAGUGGAGCCAGUAAUAGCAGAUCCAUACGUGGAUGGUGGACUCUUGAUUGAUACCACUUGUGCCUUUCUUGUCAUCAUGUCAGACGGCUUAUACCAAGCUUUGACAGAUGCCACUGCUACUGAAACUGUCAAUGGUGAUAUAGCAAAAAUGGUGGCUCAAGAGUUUGGCCAGCAGACAACGCUUACUGGUGUGGCUCAGGCUGUGGUAGACAGGGUUGUGCGCAUUCAUCAUGACACCUUUAUGACAGACAAUACAGAAAGGAAAGCUUUGUGUGAGAAACGGGAUGACAUCACUCUCUUGGUACGAAACUUCAACUAUCCUCUGUCAGUUCAGAGUCCCAGCUCCAACCGCUCCAUUCACUCACCAUCUCAGCCACCACAUCACAUCACUCACAUAACAGGUUUCCCAGCCAAUGUAUACAAUAGCCCUUCUCUAGAUUCUGGUAGGCAGAGGACCUCAGAUAGUUCAGCAACAGAUUCGCCCAAAACGCCAACAAAUUACUUGCUUACUGGACCCAACCUCCUUGAAACAGUUGAGACAAAUAGUACAGAAAGUCGUACCAAUUGCAGUAGCACAUACAGCACCAGCUCCAGUGGAGAGAUGCAACUCUUUUCCCGCCGUACUACUCAGAACACAGAUUUAGAACUGGAUGCUGAGGGCAAGGUCAGAAUUUUAUAUUUAUCAGAUCUGUUUACACUUGCAAUUUUGGCGUAAAAUGUACAAUUUUUAGAUAUCUUUUUAUAAUUAUAUGCCAAGACCUGUCAGAACUAUGAUUUUACAAGAUCAGGGUAAAAAAAUAUAUUCCUGUGGUUUUACGAUUAAAAAAAUAUAUAAAAAUAAAAUAAAUAAAAUGUUUUCGGUUGUCAGUUUGAGCUCCUUUCUACACCUGGAAUUCAUGGAAUGAGAAAUACGAUUGACUGGGGGCCAUCAAUAAUUAUAUUACAUACGCACUGAGAGGGGAAAGGGGUGGUGUUGACUUGGAAGUGUACAGGCGUACUUGGGAGGCUAUUUUCACAAAGAUAGUAAUAUUUAAUACAUUCGCCCUAGUGACAAAUUUAGUCAGCAUUCGCUUUUGUUUACUGAGGCACUGUAUGACAUAAUUUGUGACAUAAUUAUUUUGGCUGAGAGGCAGCAAAUGCGAAAAGGGAGAAAACUAAAACUACAGAUUAAAAAAAAAAAUCAUUCUCAGCUGCUCCACCCAACAGCAUUAGAUUAUGACAUAUUUUAUAAGAUCUAUGUAGUUGCAUUUUAAUCUUUUUUUUUUAGAAGUCACUAAGCAGCUGUACAAUUCUAAUACCCCAGUUUCUUUCCAGCACUUCUCUUCCUUUCUCCCAAUACAGCUUGCAGUAGUUAUUAAGACUACAGUAUGUUAAUGGAAAAUAAAAUUUGGCUUCUAGGCUUCAUGCAGGGGUAGGCAGCCUGCGGUCCGCUACGUUGAAUAUUGUGGCCUGCUGGAUGUAUCACAAAUGAUAUAUUUCUUCAUUCAAUUAGCAACUUAUUUUAUUUUUGACACAAACGGUCAUUUGAAAUAUAUAUAUAUAUAAAGCACUUUUUUUUUAUGGUGGUAUGCACCAUUUGGGGAUACUGCCCCUCUUUUUGAACUGAUUAAAAAAAAAAUUAGAUUCAAAUGAGUAAUAAGUUAUAAAAACAAUUUUACUAUUUAGUAACUAUAUAAUAAAAAGGAUUUAUAAGAACAAAGCUUUGUUAAGGGCACCUAAUUUGCCUCAAUCAUUAAGAUAAAGUGUAGAAUGAUACAAAACUAUAUUCAGGUAUGCGCAAAAGUGCAUCCCUGCAUUUUGAAUUGAUAUAAAUAAGUAUGGGAAGGGGGCUCAACCCACCCCCCAACCCCACCUUUGUUUGGGUGACUUCAGCAGGCAUCCUCAACUUCCGCUCCCCCACCACAUCUUCGUCUAUCAAAGAAGGAAAUGCUCGGUACUUUUUUUAUUUGCAAUAAUGCACUGUAUAUAAAUAUAUAAACGUCAGUCAUCUACUUUGAGAAGUGACCUUUAUUAGACUUGCAAUGCGAACAGUUAUGGAAUACAUUAUAAUGUAUAAUUUUUUUAUUUACUCUUUUACAAUAACGGUACUUUACAAUUUUUAGAAGGUUAAGUACUAUUUGGAGACUACAUUGUACUAUUUGAGAGUUCCAGUGUAACCAGGUCUAUUUUUAUUCAUUUUUGGGGUCAGUUUCAGAAUCUCCAUAGCUUAAAAAUUGGCCCCGACUAUGACUUAAGAUUGUUCAUAAAAUUUAAAUUUCAUUAAUAUAAUAUGUAUGUGUAGCUUUUUCUGAAAUAUAGUUUAAUAAUUUAUUAAGCAUUAUGAAUUGCAAGAAAAAUGCAAUCUAUACUUUUUUUGUUUUCUUAAGCUGUUUAACUCCAGCUUUAACAUAGGCUGCUUCCGAAAGACAAUUUAGAUGUUACAGAAACAAGGGAUAAUGAUUUUUUUCAAAUAUAAUUAUUCUGUUCUUUAUUGUGAUACAAUAAUUUUAAUUAUCUUGUUUGCCUAUUAUUUCUGUUAAAUAGAAAAUGUUAGAAGUAGUAAAAUAAAUAGAUCAGUAACAGUUAAUUAUAUGUUUAUUAAAUAAAUAGUAAAUGUUUCUUAAAUUAAAUAUCAAGACGAAAAAAAUAUGUAAGGUGAGUGAACAAACCCCCCCCCCCAUUUGGAUUACUAAAUUAUAUUAAAAUCCCACUAUUUAUUAUAACACUUGUUGCAAAGGAAUAAAAUAUUAACUAUUAAUUAUAUGUUUAUUAAAUAAAUAGUAAAUGUUUCUUAAAUUAAAUAUCAAGACGAAAAAAAUAUGUAAGGUGAGUGAACAAACCCCCCCCCCAUUUGGAUUACUAAAUUAUAUUAAAAUCCCACUAUUUAUUAUAACACUUGUUGCAAAGGAAUAAAAUAUUAACUGUGGCAUAUUGUAUUUUUUCCAGGUCAAGGCAUAUGUAGACUUUUCUGAAUGGUACACAGCCAUAGAGAAAUUAAGUGAAGACCAGAAAGAAAAUUUAUUCAAGGAGCUACUACCAAAGUCUGUUUAUGACCCCAUACAAGAAGAAACAUUGGGAGAUAUGUAAAAUCAAAUUUCAGUCUACAAUAGUUUAUUAUUGUUCUGUAUGUUCAUUAAAUAAAUCGCUGUAAUUUUUUAAAAUACAAACUAGUUUAUUUAAUCUUUGUUUUAUUAUUUCCUUUGUUUAAUCAAGAAAGUGAAGUAAAUAGUAAAAUAUAACCUGACAUAUAACAUGUAGCAUUUUCUUGACAAAAUUAAUUAUUGUUUGGAAUGAU
Molecule: messenger RNA, 14115 nt
Organism: Lymnaea stagnalis (great pond snail)
Lineage: Eukaryota; Metazoa; Mollusca; Gastropoda; Lymnaeidae
Source: the annotation of a GenBank genome assembly